This is a messenger RNA of Antechinus flavipes (yellow-footed antechinus), 3172 nucleotides long. RefSeq names its product 25-hydroxyvitamin D-1 alpha hydroxylase, mitochondrial. The transcript has 9 exons. Gene Ontology annotation, molecular function: heme binding; oxidoreductase activity, acting on paired donors, with incorporation or reduction of molecular oxygen; iron ion binding. The record is from RefSeq and is a predicted model, not a curated record. Gene Ontology annotation, biological process: cortisol metabolic process; glucocorticoid biosynthetic process; C21-steroid hormone biosynthetic process. Lineage: Eukaryota; Metazoa; Chordata; Mammalia; Dasyuromorphia; Dasyuridae. Bases 683 to 2209 code for a protein of 508 amino acids. Gene Ontology annotation, cellular component: mitochondrial inner membrane.
UAAGUAGUCGGAUUCUGUUAUGUAAAGACCCUGUGGGGCACCUGACCAAAUGGUGAUCCCAGACUGAGUAACCCCAAAUCACCUGGGCUGUGCUGAACUUGUUGAGAUUGACCACCAUCCCUUCAAACCCUGCCAGCCUAAUCCCCUGUCUGUUAGGAUGUUGCCUGAACUGCCCCCUCCCUCCCCCCUCUCACUUCUCUCCUUCCUUUCAGAACACACUGAGCCACUCUUUCCUCACUGUUGCCCUGGAAGACAAUACCUCCUUGGGGAGAAUAUACAGUCUAGGACUAGAGAAAAUGGGAGCAGAGGCUAUUUCAUGAAUGAGUUAGAAAAGGGGGAAUUCCUUAGGGAGGGAGAAGGGUGAGAAUGCCAGAAACUGGCUUAGAUGUAUUGUCUCCCUUAGAGUGAUUUAUUUUUAGUUGUAGGGAUGGAAGUAGUUUGGAGACCUAGAGAAGAAACUGAGGAAGAGGGGAGGGCCACCCAGAAGUGAGUAGGAGGUUUUCAGUUGAGUUCUCUGCCUGUUUAAGCAAAUCGAGGAAUUCAGACAGCUAAGGAGAGAAGGGAUUGGCUGGGAUGUACUGGAGGGGGUGGCUUCUUUUCCUCCAUAGAUUUAAGUAGGGGCCAGAGAGGUUGGAGAAGAUGCUCUGACGAAGUGAAUACUUGCUAUUUGCUGCACCUCACCAUGUCACAGACCCUGAAGCUGGCGACAAAGAUGUCACAGUUUACCAGAUUGAUUCCAGAACUAGGUGUAAAGCUGGGCUUGAAGGGCAAGGAGAGAACCUCCUCUGGUUUGACGGACCUUCCCGGUCCUUCUACUCUCAGCUUCCUAACAGAACUUUUCUGCAAAGGGGGGCUGUCCCGUCUACAUGAGCUACAGAUGCAAGAUUCUGCUCGCUUCGGUCCAAUAUGGUUUGCCAGCUUCGGGCCGGUGCGGACCGUAUAUUUGGCAGCUCCUGCACUGAUCGAGCAGCUGCUCCGACAGGAGGGUCCCUACCCGGAGCGCUGCAGCUUCUCUCCUUGGGUGGAACACAGGCGACGUUGCCACCGGGCCUGUGGGCUGCUCACAGCGGAAGGAGACGAAUGGCAAAGGAUCCGGAGCCUCCUGGCCCCUCUUCUGCUCCGGCCCCGAGCCUCCGCUCACUACGCAGAGACUCUGGACGGUGUGGUUUGCGACCUGGUGCGCUUGCUACGGAGAAAGAAGAGCCUUCUAGGAGGAUCAGCCGACCUCGUCCGAGAUGUAGCUGGAGAAUUCUACAAGUUUGGCCUGGAAGGCAUUGGGGCUGUACUCCUGGGCACCCGGCUAGGUUGUCUAGAGUCUGAAAUGCCCCCAGAAACGGAGACCUUCAUUCGCGCAGUGAGCUCCGUAUUUGUAUCCACACUACUGACCAUGGCGAUGCCAAACUGGCUGAACCGGCUCCUGCCUGGACCCUGGAACCGCCUGUGUCGGGACUGGGACCAGAUGUUUGCUUUUGCCCAGAAGCACAUGGAGCUGAGGGAGGCUGAGGCAGCCACAAAGCCUAUAGGGGAGCCUAAAAAUGUCAAUGUUUCUAGACCUCACUUGACCCACUUACUGUUCCAGAAAGAGCUACCAUAUGCCUCUAUCCUGGGAAACAUUACUGAGUUACUUCUGGCCGGCGUGGACACAGUCUCCAAUACACUUUCCUGGGUUCUAUAUGAACUUGCACAUCACCCAGAAGUUCAGACUGCACUCCAUGCUGAGAUCACAGGUGCCAUGGCCCCUGGGUCUUCCACCCACCCACCAGCUACUACUUUGGCCCAGCUGCCCCUUCUGAGAGCUGUAGUGAAGGAAGUACUGAGGCUAUACCCUGUGGUACCUGGAAAUUCUCGUGUCCCAGACAGAGAUAUCUGUGUAGGUGAUUAUAUCAUCCCAAAAAAUACCCUGGUCACAUUGUGUCACUAUGCCACAUCUCGAGAUCCUGACCAGUUCCCAGAACCAAAUGCCUUCCAUCCAGAAAGAUGGCUGGGGGGACAGCCAGCUCCCCAUGCUUUUGCCUCUCUCCCCUUUGGCUUUGGCAAACGAAGUUGUAUAGGAAAGCGCCUAGCAGAACUUGAGCUAAACCUGGCUCUGGCCCAAAUCCUGAUCCACUUUGAAGUCAGGCCAGAGCCAGAUGCUGGGAUCAUCAAGCCAAUGACCAGGACAGUCCUGGUACCUGAGAGAAGCAUCAACCUGAAGUUUGUGAACCGAUAGAUGUGAUUUAUCUAUUUUCCUUUUCUCCCAUUCCUUGAUAGAAAAGGAUAAAUAGACACAAGUACUCAGUGUCUGGAAAAUACUUCUUCCCUCUUCUCUAUAGGGAGGACAAGGUCCUUUUGGGCUGAACUGGAGAAUGACCAAAUCAAAAGCCUUGAGAUAGAUCUGGACAAAGGACAAGAAAGUUCAUCUGUUGAAUACAUACUAUGCAUUUGGUCUAGACCAGUGAGAUUGUGGACCACAAGGUUAAUUUUGACUUUAAGCCACAUAAAACAAAGGUCUGAGGAACUGUCUGAUUCCAUCUUUUUCCAUUCAUCCUCUGAAGCCCUCUGAGCCCUGGUCAUGUAGGUACUUAUUCUUUCCUAUUAAGCCUAGAACCUUAGACCAACUCCCAAACCAAGAUUUCUAUUUUAUACCACUAACAACCCAAAUCCUGCCCACACUCCUUCCCAUAACCUUUUUUUUUUUUAAUGAUUCUUCAUGCUUUUAUAAUUAAAAAAAUAAUAAUAAUAUCCUCCUGCUACCAAUUCUGGAUUUCUCUGUCUUGCUCAUCACUUCCAACUUUUCAGGUGGUAAUUCUGGAUCUUCCCACCUGAAUUGGUUUCCCUGGCACUGGAAGUGACCUGAUGAACACUGGGUGGUCUGGGCACCUGGAAGAGUUUGUUGCAUCACUGACCCAGGCAUGUUGCUAUCUGCUAUGGGGAGCAGCCAAGCCUAGCUUCCUACAAAAAAAUAAAAGCAGGAGGGCCUGAAGAAUCAAGCUUCUAAUCAAUGGGUUAGACAAAUCAAAAAAGAAUAGACAUGCAGGUUUGAAUAAAAGUGUCAGAGCAUCACAAAGAUGAGCAGAGGGUGUUGGGUGGUUUCCAAGGGAGGGACCUUUGGCAAUAGGACUCUCAAAGUCAAAGUGACUUUACAGAGUAACUAACUCUCCAAUUUCCUGAAAUUAUUUUGAGAUAAUUUCCU